This is a messenger RNA of Poeciliopsis prolifica (blackstripe livebearer), 2116 nucleotides long. RefSeq names its product zinc transporter ZIP9. The coding region runs from base 166 to 1080 and encodes 304 amino acids. Gene Ontology annotation, molecular function: metal ion transmembrane transporter activity. Gene Ontology annotation, biological process: zinc ion transport; transmembrane transport. The transcript is spliced from 7 exons. The record is from RefSeq and is a predicted model, not a curated record. Lineage: Eukaryota; Metazoa; Chordata; Actinopteri; Cyprinodontiformes; Poeciliidae. Gene Ontology annotation, cellular component: membrane.
GUGCGACGUGGAAACCCGCAGCGCCGUUUCUAUCUCCUGAAGUAAACAAAUGAAGUUACUGUGAAACAAUGAGCGCAGACUUUCAGUUUUCAGAACAAUCUGAUCUGCUGACAUGAAAUGAGACUCGACUAACGGAGUUAGAACUUGUAGGAAAAAUCCGUCGCCAUGGAGGAGGGACUGACUAUUACUUGUAUUUCUGUAGCGAUGUUUGUGGGCACCUUCUUACUAGGAUUCAUCCCACUGUUAUUCCGACUCUCUGAGAAAAGCCUGCAGUUUGUGUCCAUCCUGGGGGCGGGUCUGCUGUGCGGCACAGCGCUGGCCAUCACCAUCCCAGAGGGUGUGGGCUUACUGGAGGAUUCGUGGAGAGAGUCCUCCUCUGAUGCUCCAUCUGGCCCGAAUGCUAGUGAAAAAGCUCUGCCUUACACAAAGGGAAGCGCCCCACCUCGCUUUUAUAUCAGCGUGGCUUUGACGUUCGGGUUUACCUUCAUGUUUGUUGUCGAUCAGAUUGGAGGAUACAUUUCCACGCAUGGUCAAGCAGCACAUUUGUUGAAUAACAAACACAUCACAGCCACUCUGGGGCUGGUUAUCCAUGCUGCAGCUGAUGGAUUUGCUCUGGGCGCUGCCGUCGCCACAGGUCAAGCCACCGUACAAGUGAUUGUUUUUUUCGCGGUCAUUCUACACAAGGCUCCUGCUGCUUUUGGUUUGGUUUCCUUCCUGAUGCAUGCAGGCCUUGAGAAGAAAGACAUCCAGGGACAUUUACUGGCCUUCUCAGCAGCAGCGCCCAUAGUCGCUAUCAGCACUUACUUCACACUGCAGGCGACUGGAAGCUCCUCUCAUAACCAGCUGAGUGCAACAGGAGUGGGAAUGCUGUUCUCAGCAGGGACUUUCCUUUAUGUUGCAACGGUGCACGUACUCCCUGAGAUCAGCAGUAGCAGCGCAGCAGAACCCCUCUCUGGCCUGCAGGAGGAAAGAGGAACAGAAACCCACAAGGCGAGAUAUCUGGGGCUCCUGGAGAGCCUCACCCUCAUCCUUGGUGUGGGGCUCCCAGUCAUAUUGGCCCUCAGCUUGCACGAUGACUGACGGAGAGUUUACUGCGAAGGAUGCAGAAUAACAUUUCCAAAACAAAAUCUUAUCAAGUAUUUUUUGGUCUAGUUUCGAGUGCAAAUAUUUUUUACUCUCGAAAUAUGACAAAACUAAUGUACAAGUAACUUUAGGGCAAGAUACGGAAAGUGGUUUUAAGUCAGUAAUUUCUUAAUAUCAAUGGAAAAGUACUGCCCGUCAAACAAAACAUUAAAAUGUCUAGUUCUAUCUGGUACUUUCCAUCAGUGUGAAGGAAUUAUUGACUUAAAAUAAGUUCAUUUAUUGUGCUUAAAAGUUAUUUAAGUUACUCUGUCUUAUUUCAAAUUUACUAAGAUAUUUCCAGUAGAAACUAGAGCAAAAAUACUUGGUAAGAUGUAGUAUUUUUGCAGUGAAGACAGAAUGAAUGAAAACCGUCCACGUAUCUCAGCGUUAGGUUGUUCCUCCUGGGCGUGAUUCUGAUCAUAUUAACCUAACCCUUGAGCACUGCCAUUGUUCUUGGAUCAACAAAGCUUUUCAGGUUUUGAAAGGACUUGGAUAUUUUAUAUGCCGCUAUCCUUCAGCUGAGUUUCCAGUACAAGUAAACAAAAAGAGGGACAUUUGUUAUUUGUUACGAAGCUGUAUAAUUUUUUUUAAAAACGAAACCGUGGCCAGGAGAUAGAAUUACAAGAAGAACAAGAUAAUAAUUUGAUACUGUUAUGUGCACAGUAUGCGACCUCGUUUGCACAGUUUGUACUAGUUUUGUGUGUAUUAUUAAGAGUUUUACAGGAAAAAGUGCAAGUUGGGCGAAACAUUCCUCCUCAUGAUUCCUCAGAAACAAACUCAUUGUUUGUUUUUGUUUUUUUAGUUGAAAUGCCAAAUGUGACACCUGAACUACAUAAAAUAUUUUUAGAGCCAUAUUAUUUCAUAACUUAUUGUUUUCAUCAAUGGAUGUUUGAUUUAUUUUUAAGAAUGUAUUUUAAAAGUUUGGCUCUAGAAAGCUGUCUCUACUUAAAAUGUGCAAUAAUCGUUCAAAUAAACUACGACACCAUAAAUUUAA